AUGAGUGUGGCGGCAACUGCAGGGAAGCUGGCACGGACACCAGCCGACCCAGGGAAAGCCGGGGGUCCCGGAGUUGCAGCUCCCAGGGUCCCGGCAGCCGCUCCGCCGGCGAAAGAGCUCCCGGAGGUCCUAGUGGACCCGCGCAGCCGGCGGCGCUACCUGCAGGGACGCUUUCUGGGGAAGGGCGGCUUUGCUAAGUGCUUCGAGAUCUCGGACGCUGACACUAAGGAGGUGUUCGCUGGCAAGAUCGUGCCCACAUCGCUGCUGCUCAAGCCACAUCAGAAGGAGAAGAUGUCCAUGGAGAUAUCCAUUCACCGCAGCCUCACCGACCAGUACAUCAUAGGCUUCCGCGGCUUUUUCGAGGACAACGACUUCAUAUUCGUGGUGUUGGAGCUCUGCCGCCGGAGGUCUCUCCUGGAGCUGCACAAGUGGAGGAAAGCACUGACUGAGCCGGAAGCCUGCUACUACCUUCAGCAAAUUGUCCUUGGCUGCCAGUACCUGCACCGAAACCGGGUUAUUCACCGGGACCUCAAGUUGGGCAACCUUUUCCCGAAUGAGGAUCUGGAGGUGAAAAUAGGGGAUUUUGGACUGGCAACCAAAGUGGAACAUGACGGGGAACGCAAGAAGACCCUGUGCAGGACUCCUAAUUACAUAGUUCCUGAGGGGCUCAGCAAGAAAGGGCACAGUUUCACGGUGGACGUGUGGUCCAUUGGGUGUAUCAUGUAUACAUUGUCAGUGGGCAAACCACCUUUUGAGACCUCUUGCCUCAAAGAGACCUACCUCCGGAUCAAGAAGAACGACUACAGUAUUCCCAAGCCCAUCAACCCUGUGGCUGCCUCCCUCAUCCAGAAGAUGCUUCAGACAGAUCCUACUGCCCGCCCCACCAUUCAUGAGCUGCUCAAUGACAACUUCUUGACCUCCGGCUACAUCCCCACCCGGCUCCCCAUCACCUGUCUCACCAUUGCACCCCGGUUUUCCAUCACUCCCAGCAGUCUGGACCCCAGCAGUUGGAAGCCUCUCACAGUCCUCAAUAAAGGUAUGGAAAACCCCAUGCCCGAGCAGCCCCGGGAAAAAGAGGAGCCAGUGGUCCGGGAGACCAGUGAGGUGGUUGACUGCCACCUGGGUGACAUGCUGCAGCAGCUACACAGCGUCAAUGCGUCCAAGCCCUCAGCGUGGGGGCUGGUGAGGCAAGAGGAGGCUGAGGAUCCCGCCUGCAUCCCCAUCUUCUGGGUUAGCAAGUGGGUGGACUAUUUGGACAAGUACGGCCUCGGGUACCAGCUAUGCGACAACAGCAUGGGGGUGCUCUUCAAUGACUCGACACGCCUGAUCCUCUACAAUGACGGCGACAGACUGCAGUACAUAGAGCGCGAUGGCACAGAGUCCAACCUCACCGUGAGCUCCCAUCCCAACUCCCUCAUGAAGAAGAUCACUCUCCUGAAGUAUUUCCGGAACUACAUGAGUGAACACUUGUUGAAGGCGGGUGCCAACAUCACACCCUGGGAAGGCGAUGAGCUCAGCCGGCUACCCUACCUGCGCACCUGGUUUCGCACCCGCAGCGCCAUCAUCCUGCACCUCAGCAAUGGCUGUGUGCAGAUCAACUCCUUCCAGGACCAUACCAAACUCAUCCUGUGCCCGCUGAUGGCAGCCGUGACCUACCUUGCCGAGAGGUGGGACUUCCGCACGUACCACCUGAGCCUGCUGGAGGAGUACGGCUGCUCCAAGGAGCUGGCCAGCCGGCUCCGCUACGCCCGCACCAUGGUGGACAAGCUGCUGAGUUCCUGCUCGGCUGCCAACCGUCUCAAGGCCUCCUCGUAG
Molecule: messenger RNA, 1815 nt
Organism: Zalophus californianus (California sea lion)
Lineage: Eukaryota; Metazoa; Chordata; Mammalia; Carnivora; Otariidae
Product: serine/threonine-protein kinase PLK1-like
Biological process (GO): mitotic cell cycle; regulation of cytokinesis; protein phosphorylation
Cellular component (GO): centrosome; cytoplasm; nucleus
Molecular function (GO): protein serine/threonine kinase activity; ATP binding; protein binding
Source: RefSeq, a predicted model, not a curated record